This is a messenger RNA of Scheffersomyces coipomensis, 1073 nucleotides long. It is a transcript of the gene AYR1, whose product is annotated as acylglycerone-phosphate reductase. NCBI's taxonomy places the organism in Eukaryota, Fungi, Ascomycota, Pichiomycetes, Serinales, Debaryomycetaceae. The coding region runs from base 92 to 973 and encodes 293 amino acids. The transcript has a single exon. The record is from RefSeq and is a predicted model, not a curated record. Gene Ontology annotation, biological process: triglyceride catabolic process; phosphatidic acid biosynthetic process. Gene Ontology annotation, molecular function: triacylglycerol lipase activity; acylglycerone-phosphate reductase (NADP+) activity. Gene Ontology annotation, cellular component: lipid droplet; endoplasmic reticulum.
AAUUAUCUCUUCUUUAUAACCAGUGCAAUUGAUUUCAUUGACAACCGAAUAAGUGAUAUUCAAGAAACGAUUCAUAACAAAUCAUAGCACUAUGUCAGAUCAACGUCAAAAAGUGGCCUUAAUUACGGGUGCUUCAUCAGGAAUUGGAUAUGCAGCUUCAAUAGAAUUUGCCAAGAGGGGAUAUAAAGUAUUUGCUGCUGCUAGAAGAUUAGAACCAAUGGAACCAUUGAAGGAAUAUGGGGUAAUUCCAUUCAAAUUAGAUGUGUCUGAUUUAGAUAGUGUGAAAAAUGCCAAAAAAUUCAUAAUUGAUCAAACUGGUGACAAAUAUUUGGAUAUUCUUUAUAAUAAUGCUGGUCAAUCAUGUACAUUUGCAGCUUUGGAUGUAUCAGAUGAAUACUUUAAACAAUGUUUUGAAGUCAAUGUAUAUGGUCCAAUGAGAUUGGUUAGAGAAUUAGGUCCAUUGGUUAUAAAUGCCAAGGGGGCUAUUGGAUUUACUGGUUCUGUAAGUGGUAUUGUUCCAUUCCCAUUAAGUUGUACUUAUUCUGCUACCAAGGCUGCCAUUCAUCAAUAUGCUGCUACUUUAAGAAUUGAAAUGUUAGGAUUUGAUGUUAAAGUGCUUAAUUUUAUUACUGGUGGUGUUAAAACUGAUAUUGAAGAUAAAAGAUCUUUACCAUCAACUUCCAUCUAUAAUAUUCCUGAAAUGGAAUAUACUCUUAGAGAAAGACAACAAAUGGCAGCUAGAAAUAAUCCAAUGCCCGCUGCAGAAUAUGCUAGAAGAGUAGUAAAUGAUUUUGAAGGUGCUAGAUUAGGUGGUACAUUGAAUUAUUACCGUGGUAAAAUGGCUACAUUCUUAGGUACCGUCUUAUGGUGGUGUCCAAGAUUCUUCCUAGAAUAUAUUUUAUUAAGAAAAUUCAAAAUGGAUGUUGUAUUUGCAGCUUUAAAAGUCAAAUAUGCCAAACAAAAAUUGGAUUAAAUGAGAUAUUGUCUAUAGAUAUAUAUAUAUAUAUAUGUUUACUUACUUUUUAUGCGUAGUUAGUUUUAUAAUGUUCAAUCACAACUGAUUUCAUUAAUGC